Molecule: messenger RNA, 3118 nt
Organism: Cebus imitator (Panamanian white-faced capuchin)
Lineage: Eukaryota; Metazoa; Chordata; Mammalia; Primates; Cebidae
Gene: VSIG1
Product: V-set and immunoglobulin domain containing 1
Exons: 7
Coding region: 200-1357 (385 amino acids)
Biological process (GO): maintenance of gastrointestinal epithelium; epithelial cell morphogenesis
Cellular component (GO): plasma membrane
Source: RefSeq, a predicted model, not a curated record
ACACGCCCCAUGAAAAGUGUUUCAAAGUAACACAAAUCUGUUCUGAGAAAGGUCUAUACACAGUAAGGAAGCCCAAAGAGGCAUAUUUGCUUGGCGAUGCCCAGCAGAUAAGCCUGGCAAACCUUGCUGUGAUUGAAGAAGCCAAUUUGAGGCUCAGCCUAGUCCAGGCAAGCUACUGGCACCUGCUGCUCUCCACACAAUGGUGUUCGCAUUUUGGAAGGUCUUUCUGGUCCUAAGCUGCCUUACAGGUCAGGUUAGCGUGGUGCAGGUGACCAUCCCACACAGUUUCGUGAAUGUGACUGUUGGAUCUAAUGUCACUCUUGUCUGCAUCUACACCACCACUGUGGCCUCCCGAAACCAUCUUUCCAUCCAGUGGUCUUUCUACCAUAAGAAGGAGAUGGAGCCAACUUCCAUUUACUUUUCUCAAGGUGGACAAGCUGUUGACAUCGGGCAAUUUAAAGAUCGAAUUAUAGGGUCCAACGAUCCAGGUAACGCAUCUAUCACUAUCUCACAUAUACAGCCAGCAGACAGUGGAAUUUACAUCUGCGAUGUUAACAACCCUCCAGACUUUUUCGGCCAAAACCAAGGUGUCCUCAACGUCACUGUGUUAGUGAAACCUUCUAAGCCCCUUUGUAGCAUUCAAGGAAGACCAGAAACUGGCCACACUAUUUCCCUUUCCUGUCUCUCUGCACUUGGAACACCUUCCCCUGUGUACUACUGGCAUAAACUUGAGGGAAAAGACAUCGUGCCAGUGAAAGAAAACUUCAACCCAGCCACCGGAAUUUUGGUCAUUGGAAAUCUGACAAAUUUUGAACAAGGUUAUUACCAGUGUACUGCCAUCAACAGACUUGGCAAUAGUUCCUGCGUAAUUGAUCUCACUUCUUCACAUCCAGAAGUUGGAGUCAUUGUUGGGGCCCUGAUUGGAAGCCUGGUAGGUGCGGCCAUCAUCAUCUCUGUUGUGUGCUUUGCAAGGAAUAAGGCAAAAGCAAAGGCAAAAGAAAGGAAGACAAAUUCUAAGACCAUCGCGGAACUUGAACCAAUGACAAAUAUAAACACCAGGGAAGAAAGGGAAACAAUGUCAACAGAAGAUGCUACCCAACUAGAAGCAACUCUACCACCUUCCAUUCAUCAGCCUGGCCCUGAUACCAUCCAAGAACCAGACUAUGAGCCAAAGCCUACUCAGGAGCCUGCCGCAGGACCAGAGCCUAAGGCAGUGCCUAACCUUGACAUCGAGCUGGAGCUGGAGCCAGAGCCAGAUCUGCAGUCAGCAUUGGAGCCAGAGCCCGAGCCAGAGCCAGAGCCUGAGGCUGUAGUUGAGCCCUUAAGUGAAGAUGAAAAGGGAGUGGUUAAGGCAUAGGCUAGUGGCCUAAGUACAGCAUUAAUCAUUAAGGAACACAUUACUUACCCAUUACUGCCGUUUAGAAUUCAGACAACCUAACCAACCGCCACCUCCUCCCUCCAUUUUGACCAACCUUCUUCUAACAAGGUGCUCAUUCCUACUAUGAAUCCAGAAUAAACAUGCCAAGAUAACUACUAAAUCAGUGCAAGUGUUCCUGCAUUACUAAUGUAGAGUACUCAGAAUUUUACUAACAUGUAAGCAUAACAAAUGACAAGGCAAGUGAUUUCUAACUUAGUUGAGUUUUGCAGCAGUACCUGUGUUAUUUCAGAAAAUCUUAUUUCUCUCUCUCUCUUUUUUUUGAGAUGGAGUCUCACUCUGUCACCCAGGCUGGAGUGCAGUGGCACAAUCUUGGCUCGCUGUAACCUCCACCUCCCUGGUGCAAGUGAUUCUCCUGCCUCAGCCUCCUGAGUAGCUGGGACUACAGGCACAUGGCACAACACCCAGCUAAUUUUUUGUAUUUGUAGUAGAGACGGGGUUUCACCAUGUUAGCCAGUAUGGUCUUAAUCUCCUGACCUCGUGAUCUGCCUCCCUGGGCCUCCCAAAGUGCUGGGAUUAUAGGUGUAAGCCACCGUGCCCAGCCUCUUUUUAGCUACUCUUAUGUUCCACAUGCACAUAUGAAAAGGUGGCAUUAAUUAGAUUCAAUAUUAUUUCUAGGAAUAGUUCCCCAUUCAUUUUUAUAUUGAGCACUAAGAAAAUAAUUCAUCACCAUUAUCUCAUAGAUUGGAAAAUUUUCUCCCAAUAAAAUAGAGAAGAAUAUGUAAAGGAUAUGUCUUAAUUGGUACAUAGCAUUUCCAAUCAGGUCUUAUAAUUAAUAUUUCAUUUCCCAUAUUAGAUUUUUCAAGAAGUCACGCUGGUAUCAAAUAUCUGAGCAUGGCAAACUUAAAAAUUAACACAGUUUCACACAUAUAAUCCUGGCAUUUUGGGAGGCUGAUGUGGGUGGAUCACCUGAGGUCAGGAGUUUGAGACCAGCCUGGCCAACGUGGCGAAACCCUGUCUCUAUUAUAAAUACAAAAAUUAGCUGGGCAUGGUAGCACAUGCCUGUAAUCCCGGCUACUCAGGAGACUGAGACAGGAGAAUGGCUUGAACUGGGAGGUGGAGGUUGCAGUGAGCCAAGAUUGCACCACUAUACUCAAACCUAGGUGACAUAGUAAGACUCCAUCUCAAAACACCACCACCACACACACAACUUUAAAUGUCAAAUAAUGUACCAGCAAACAUUUUCAAAUAUAAUUUCCUUCAGUGAACACAAAAUGUUGAUAUCACAGGUAAUGUACAAUUUAGUUUUGAAUGAGUUACAUUAUCACUGUGUCUGGUGUUACCUGCUUUGAAAGGCAGACGAGAAAAGUGUUCUAAAUGAACACUUAAUGAUCUAUUUUAGAUAAUUUCAACUAAUAAUUUAAAUAAUCUGUUUAACUGCUGGUAUAUUUCACAUUAAUAAAGUGAUACCAAUCUUGUAGGAAUGCUAAAUAUUACUAAAAUGCACUGAUAUCACUUCUUCUUCUCCUAUUAAAAACCUUUUUCAUGAUCAUAUUUCUCUCACAUUUCACCUAGAAGAAACUUAUAGGUAGAAUUACCUUUUCACUUGUGGAAUCAAUUAUAUUUUAAAUCUUACUUUAAGGCUCAAUAAAUAAUAUUCAAUAACAUCUCAUUGACAGUAACUUAAUAAAAAACUUUCUUGACAUUGCAUUUAUGUAUAAUAAACCACACAUUAAAAGUGUA